Molecule: messenger RNA, 1054 nt
Organism: Aegilops tauschii subsp. strangulata
Lineage: Eukaryota; Viridiplantae; Streptophyta; Magnoliopsida; Poales; Poaceae
Source: RefSeq, a predicted model, not a curated record
CUGCCCAAUGUCGAGGUCGCUUGGGAAGGCGGAGAAGGCCGCGAAGCCGGCGGCGAUGGAGCAGUACGUCACCCUUGUGGUGAAUGACCAGGAAGGGCGCAGGCUCACCCGCACCAUGCGAAGGACCGACAAGCUGCAGGCCAUGAUGGACUUCUACCACGACCUGGUGCCGGCCGUCGAGCGCGGCGACGACGGAGUGUUCAUGCGCUGUGGGAGGCGGAUCCUGGGCUGUCAGACGCCGGAGGACUGCGGGAUGAGGGACGGCGACGUGAUCCGGUUCUUUCCGAACAUCAAGCCGGACAUGCUCGUCACCCUCGUGCUGCAGGACUUCAGAGGCCGCAGCCUCAUCCGCACCAUGCGGAAAACCGACGGGAUGCAGGUCCUGAUGGAUUUCUACGCCGCCAUGGUGCCCGCCGCUGGCGACGACGGCGACGGGGGCGGCGUCUUCUUGUACCGCGGCGAGCCCGUCGCUGCCGAGCAGACGCCGGCAGGCCUCAAGAUGGCGAACUGGGACAGGGUCUACUUGGUUCCCCGGCGUCGGGGCGAGGUCAAGGAGGACAAGUCCGUCGACUACAUUACGGUCAGGGUGCGGGACGACAAAGAGCGCAUGAUCUACUGCACGGUGCGGAGGAGCGAGCAGCUCAAGCCCCUCAUGGACCUGUAUCACGCCACCGUGCUGGGCGACGGGGCGUCCAUACUCGGAGGGGCGUUUCUAUUCGAUGGCCAGCGGCUGCACGGGAGACAUACACCGGCACAACUCGAUAUGGAGGUUGGCGACGUGGUGGAUUAUCUCCCUGAACAGAUAUAGAGAUUGUCCAACCCUCACCAUCAGUGCUCCGCGUUACACAUUAGGCGCAUUUCUGAUGGUUUUUUGUGCCCUGGCUUUAAUGUGGUACCAAGUUGUUACUCUAACCCCAAGUGUGGGGUUUUUGGGUAAAUAACUCUCACCAUGUUGAAAUGCGGAGAACUUGGUGCCAAUGGAUUUGUAAUGAGAACAACUCCCCAUUUGCCAUUUAUUGUCGUUUCACUGUUGUAUUGAUUUUACUAAACAGCG